AUGAAGGCUUCUCCACUGCUGAUCUCGUGGCACAACGACAAUGCCCCCAUCUAUUCCGUACACUUUGAUCCCAAUGGCAAGGGCCGACUAGCAACGGCUGGAAAUGACAACAAUAUCCGACUUUGGCGACUUGAGUGUACCGGCGAAGAACGAAAAGUGUCGUAUCUGAGUACACUGGUGAAGCAUACACAAGCCGUGAAUGUGGUUCGAUUCUGUCCCAAGGGUGAGAUGCUGGCAUCUGCCGGAGACGACGGCAAUGUUUUGUUAUGGGUUCCUUCAGAGCUACAAACACAACCUGGACUAGGAGAAGACCGGUCGGAUGACAAGGAGACCUGGCGUGUGAAGCACAUGUGUCGUUCCUCCGGAGCCGAGAUCUACGACUUGGCCUGGUCACCCGAUGGAGUCUUUAUUAUUACGGGCAGCAUGGACAACAUUGCUAGAAUCUACAAUGCAAAGAAUGGGCAAAUGGUACGACAGAUUGCGGAGCAUUCCCAUUAUGUGCAGGGUGUCGCGUGGGAUCCGCUCAAUGAAUUUGUCGCAACCCAAUCAUCCGACCGAUCGGUUCACAUCUACAGUUUGAAGACCAAGGAUGGCCAGUUUACUCUGACCCCUCAUGGCAAGAUUCUUAAGAUGGAUCUGCCGGCCAAACGUAUUUCGUCUAGCAGCCCUGCCCCGGAACCGACUAGCAGGCCAUCGCAAAGCACGACCAACUCCAUUGCUAUUGCAUCCCCAGCUCCUUCAACACCGGGAACUCCAAUGACCUCUAAUCUACCUAUGGACCCUCCUCCGGUUUCUCACAGUCGUCGUUCCUCCUUUGGCUCGUCCCCGUCCAUUCGGCGAUCCGCAUCUCCUGCCCCAUCUCUACCUCUACCUGCUGUAAAGCCUCUGGAGAUCUCAUCUCCGAGUCUUCUUGGAGGUCUUGGAGUGAAAAAUGCCAGCAUUUAUGCGAAUGAGACCUUUACGUCAUUCUUCCGGCGACUGACAUUCACCCCGGACGGAAGCCUCUUGUUCACACCUGCUGGGCAGUAUAAGACCUCUCAUGCCUCGGCCAAUGAUCCCUCAAAAACCACCGACGAGAUCAUCAACACAGUCUACGUCUACACGAGGGCUGGUUUCAACAAGCCACCCAUCUCCCAUCUGCCCGGUCAUAAGAAACCCUCUGUAGCUGUCAAGUGCUCGCCCGUGUAUUACACCCUGAAGCAAGGCGUCCAGCCAGUCAAGAAUAUGACAGUAGACACAUCUGCAGGAGGAGAGGCGAUGUUCCCUCCUUUGCCAGACUCUGUCGUAGCCUCGAAUACAUCGUCCACCAGCAAGCCUUCCAUGGAUCCGCCGUCUUCUAAUGCCCCAGGUGGAGAUGCAUCAAAAGCACAGCCCUCGCCGAAGACCUCUGAAAACCAUGGCAAUGAUACAGGAAUGGCGCCAGUCUUCGCGCUUCCUUAUCGCAUCAUUUAUGCUAUUGCUACACAGGAUGCUGUACUAGUAUAUGACACGCAACAACAGACACCAUUGUGUGUUGUAAGCAACCUUCACUUUGCUACCUUCACAGACUUGAGUUGGUCUAAUGAUGGAUUGACGUUGAUUAUGAGCUCCUCGGAUGGGUUCUGCUCUACUCUUUCAUUUGCCCCUGGAGAGUUGGGUCAGGUCUACACGGGCGCAACAUCAAUUGGCUUAAAUCCAGUUAGCACAAGCACCCCUUCGACCAACAUCACACCUUUGCCAACUCCAACACACAUCCCGUCACCAAUCAAAGCGACCCAUGCACCGGCUAGCAGUGGAAGCAUUCCCCCGGCUAAUAAUGGCCAAGUCCCUCCAGCAAGCCCUGCACGGUCUAACUCUGCGGGCUCCGUCGCGACACAAUCGUCUACGCAGCAGUCCGCAACUGUCAUCAACAACCCGACACCAACACUUGGCUCCGUGCCUUCGGUGACAGUAGCACACUCCGCGCAGCCUUCUGGCCUUCCCCUCACGACGCCACCGCAAACUCCUCUGCCAAACGCCGCUACCCCAUCUAUUGGUAGUGUGCUGGGCAAGCGUGAUGCACCGGCUACCAGUGAAUCCGAAAAGGAGGACAGCAAGGGCCCCGACUCGACGACGGCUACACAACAACCAAAGAAGCGCCGGAUUGCUCCAACCUUGAUUUCUGCCGGUACGGAUUCGGCGUCAUCCAAAGACGGCUCCCAAAAUCCUAAUAUCGGGAGCUGA
Messenger RNA from Penicillium cataractarum, 2202 nucleotides. RefSeq lists its product as uncharacterized. Lineage: Eukaryota; Fungi; Ascomycota; Eurotiomycetes; Eurotiales; Aspergillaceae. The record is from RefSeq and is a predicted model, not a curated record. The transcript has 6 exons. Gene Ontology annotation, biological process: DNA replication-dependent chromatin assembly; nucleosome assembly. Bases 1 to 2202 code for a protein of 733 amino acids. Gene Ontology annotation, molecular function: protein binding. Gene Ontology annotation, cellular component: nucleus; CAF-1 complex.